GUGAAAAGGCAUUGGCUUCCAGGGAUGUAAGAAAUAAAGAGAAUAGCAAUAGCCGUUAUUUAUAUGCAUGUUACUCCGUACCUCUCUGGCCUCGUGUCACUCUCUUUUUACCCCCCCCCUUGCAGCUUCUCUCUCCCUUUAGUGAUCCUCCACCCCCAUCUCCCAUCAUGUCCAGGACCUUCACUCGCGCUGAGGUGGCCAAGCACACCUCCGAGGAUUCCCUCUGGUGCAUUAUCGACCACAGCGUGUAUGACCUCACCGAUUUUCUAGACGCCCACCCCGGUGGCAGUGUAGUGCUCGCGCAGGUCGCCGGUAAGGACGCCACGGCUGACUUCUACAACCUCCACCGUCAAGAGGUCAUCGACAAAUACCGCGAGGAUCUUUGCAUCGGCACGAUCGAGGGCGAAACCCCCGAAGUCAUCAUCCCGGAGCCCGGUAGUCUUAGCCCUGUCCCCUACGCGGAGCCGCUAUGGUUGCGUCCGGGUUUCAAGAGCCCGUACUACAAGGAGAGCCAUCGACGUUUACAGCGCGCGAUCCGCGAGUUCACAGAUCUGUACAUUACCCCUGAGGCGCAGGAGAAGGAGAAGGAUGGCACCUACAUCAGCCAGGGGUUGAUUGAUAAGAUGGCAGAGACGGGGAUUUUGGCCAUGCGUCUGGGACCGGGAAAACAUCUCCAUGGACGGACGCUGCUGGGAGGCGCCGUGGAUGGGAAGGAGUUUGAUUACCUGCAUGACUUGGUUCUCGCACAAGAGAUAGUCAGGAGUAAUGCUAGAGGCUUUCAGGACGGCAACAUGGCGGGUAUGGUUAUCAGCUUGACUGCCGUUCAGCAGUGGCUGCGCAACGAACCGCUCCGCGCCCAGGUCACGGAAGAGGUUCUCUCCGGUAAGAAGAAGAUGUGUCUUGCGAUUACGGAAGCCUUUGCCGGUAGCGAUGUCGCUGGCCUGAGGACUACAGCGGAGAAGACCCCCGAUGGAAAAUACUACAUUGUCAACGGUACCAAGAAAUGGAUCACCAACGGCAUGUUCGCCGACUACUUCGUGACCGGUUGUCGUACCGAAAAAGGCUUCUCCGUGCUCCUCAUCCCGCGCGGGGAGGGGGUCGAGACGAAACAGAUCAAGACCUCCUACUCCACCGCCGCGGCUACGGCCUUUGUGCAAUUCGAGAAUGUCAAGGUGCCCGUGGAGAACCUCCUCGGCGAAGAACACAAGGGUUUCAUCGUGAUCAUGAGCAACUUCAACCACGAGCGAUAUAUGAUGGUUUGCUCCGUCACCCGCAUGUGCAUGACGGUGGUCGAGGAGUGCAUGAAGUGGUGCAACCAACGCCUCGUGUUUGGCAAGAAAUUGAUCGAACAGCCGGUGAUUCGACAAAAACUUGCCCGCAUGAUUUCUCUCUGCGAGUCCAACCAGGCCUGGCUGGAGUCGAUCGCCUACCAAAUGUGCAACAUGACUUACGCCCAGCAGUCCGUCCAUCUCGGCGGGCCUAUCGGUCUUCUCAAGUCCCAUGUCACCCGGUCCGCUCAAGAAAUCGCCGAACAGGCCACGAACAUCUUCGGUGGGCGUGGUUUGACCCAGACCGGAAUGGGACGAGUCAUUGAGAUGUUCCACCGAACCUACAAGUUCGAUGCUAUCUUGGGUGGAACUGAGGAGAUUCUGGCGGACCUGGGUGUUCGCCAGGCGAUGAAGAACUUUCCCAAGGCGAUGUUGUAGAUCUUGCAGUGACUGGAGUGUUAGAAUAAUAUAAAAGAAUAAAAAGACUAUUAAACUUAA
Molecule: messenger RNA, 1766 nt
Organism: Aspergillus ochraceoroseus IBT 24754
Lineage: Eukaryota; Fungi; Ascomycota; Eurotiomycetes; Eurotiales; Aspergillaceae
Product: acyl-CoA dehydrogenase family protein
Exons: 4
Coding region: 168-1706 (512 amino acids)
Molecular function (GO): flavin adenine dinucleotide binding; acyl-CoA dehydrogenase activity; heme binding
Source: RefSeq, a predicted model, not a curated record